Messenger RNA from Blastocystis hominis, 621 nucleotides. RefSeq lists its product as hypothetical. Gene Ontology annotation, cellular component: cytoplasm; myosin II complex. NCBI's taxonomy places the organism in Eukaryota, Bigyra, Opalinata, Blastocystidae. The transcript is spliced from 3 exons. The coding region runs from base 1 to 621 and encodes 206 amino acids. The record is from RefSeq and is a predicted model, not a curated record. Gene Ontology annotation, molecular function: myosin heavy chain binding; calcium ion binding.
AUGUCUAAAGUGGAACUAACCGAAGAACAAAGAAAGGAAUACACACAAGCCUUUGAGGUAUUUGACAAGGAUAAGGACGGAUUUGUUUCUCGCCAGGAGUUAAAGACUAUCAUGAGAUCCCUGGGACAGAAUCCUUCCGAAGACGAUAUUGAAGAGUUGAUGGUGACUGCAGAUUCGAAUCAAGACGGUAAAAUCUCCUACGACGAGUUCAUGACGCUGAUCAGUAAUCAAAUCAAGCAAUCGGAGGAUGUGGACGAAAUGUCUGAGGCAUUCGCUGUAUUUGAUGUCGACAAGGACGGAUAUAUUACGAAGAGCGAGCUUCGUCAGGUGAUGAAUCGUCUAGGCGAGAAUCUUACGGAUGCUCAGCUUGAUGCGAUGAUUAAAGAAGCGGACGGCGAUAAGGACGGAAGAAUCGACAUCAACGAGUUUAGAAGUCUAAUGAAGUUGUCUGUUUGUUCAACAAAGAUAUCGAAAAACGCAACUAAAACAAACGAGCUUUCUUUCUUUCCAAUUGCUCCAGAUAGGCCGUUCGCUGGCUCGUUAUCAUCGCGAUCCGCUGCUCCUCCAGCGAUUGCUUCGUCGAUGCAUCCGGACUUUCCAUGCACGGCUUUAAUUCCUUGA